This is a messenger RNA of Myotis myotis, 267 nucleotides long. RefSeq names its product protamine 3 (gene PRM3). The transcript has a single exon. Gene Ontology annotation, biological process: flagellated sperm motility. Lineage: Eukaryota; Metazoa; Chordata; Mammalia; Chiroptera; Vespertilionidae. The coding region runs from base 1 to 267 and encodes 88 amino acids. The record is from RefSeq and is a predicted model, not a curated record. Gene Ontology annotation, cellular component: cytoplasm.
AUGGGUUCCCACUGUGCCAAGCUAGGCACAGGCCACAGCCGGGGCCACGAAUCCUCCAUGAAGAAGCUCGUGGCCUGCGUGAGUCAAGAUAACUUCUCCUUGUCCUCAGAGGGUGAGGAAGAGGAAGAGGGAGAAGAGGAGGAGGAGGAAGAGGAGCUCCCAGUACAGGGCAAACUGCUGCUGCUGGAGCCUGAGAGGCAGGAGGAAGGCUCUGAAGACGACCCUGUGGCCCAGCAGAGCCCCGAGCCCAAGCAGACGCACUCCUGA